AUGAGCAACCUGACUGGAAUGAGUGUUGCCUCUCCGUGUGUUUUUCUGCUUGCCUUACUGGUAUCCCUCCUUGGAUCUUUGUCGCCAUGUGAAGCAUUUUCCACCCAAGUCAGCAUCCCCAGGAAUAUACAUCGACUCCAAAAUUCACACUUGCAGGCAUCGUCACAAGUAUUGGAGUUUGAAGAACCCACCACGGGAGUCACAGUCAAGCUAGUAGGCUGUAUGCAUUACAAUCCUGCCUCCAUCAAGCUGACCGAAGACACUAUUAAUGAGUUGGCACGCGACAACAAACUCGGUUCCGUGGUGAUUGAAAGCUGCGACAUUCGCUGGAAUCAAACCAAGGCAUUGCCACCCCAGUUUCAGUUACAAUCUGAAAUGAAAGCGGCUUGUGAAUUGGCCAUGGAUACCUACCAACGGCCCGUGGUAUUGGGAGAUCAGCGCAUCAAUAUUACCGUGUCGAGCCUGAAACAGGGAUUUAAAGAAACCUUUGUGGACUUGCUGACACCUUGGAAUGGUGGAUGGGGUCGCCUGGUGGGCAAUGUGACAUCUGCCCGUAAGGAGGCACUGCCGUUCGGAGACCCCUACCUGAAUGCAUUUUCCUUUUUGGAUCCCAAACUGCUCUUGGCAGCUCCAGUCUCCUUGAUCAAGUAUCCCCUCUCGUACCUUAUCAAGUCACCCAUUAAAACAACCAUUGCAUUGACGGUGCUGUUCCUGUUGGAUCAAGAAGCCGAUGCUACCAUGGUGACGGUGGAUGAAAUGACCACUGGGGAUUGGGCAGGAUCCUUGGGUGUCUCAUUGGCGGAGAUUGCCUUGUUUGGCAGGGUCUUUCUCAAAGAGCUUCUUGCCCAGCGCAACGUAUUGUUGGCCCGAAAUAUUUUGGAGCAAUGCAAAAUGUAUCAGGCGGGUGGACAGCCGAGAGCCACCAAACCGUCCUUUUGGAGCAUGUUGACGGGAUCAACAACUUCCAGUUCACAAGCCAUGAAUGGUGACACCAUGGAAGAAAUAAUCUACGUCCCAGGAGCCAUUGACUCGAACAACAGCAAAAACGACAAUCAAGAAGGAAAGGCGGUUGUGGCCGUCCUGGGAAUGGCUCAUUGCAAUGGAAUUAUGAAACUGUUGAAAGAGCAAAGAGUUUAA
Seminavis robusta is the source of this 1137-nucleotide messenger RNA. Lineage: Eukaryota; Bacillariophyta; Bacillariophyceae; Naviculales; Naviculaceae. The record is from the annotation of a GenBank genome assembly.